GUGAUAAGUGUUCUCUAUUUACAGAUGAACUUGACUCCUUUAUCUUCUGCUGUCAUUACAAAACAUUGAUAUUUCUGUUAUAAAAAUUUCUAGAGAUGAGUAUCUCAGAACCUCAAGGUAGUGUUGUCAGUAACGUCAAAGAUAAGAACUUGGAGAAAGUGUGUUCUUUGGUCCGUGGUAGGUCCAGAUCUUCCUCCAGAUGCCGAGUACUCCCUGGUAGAAGGCUAACUGACAACAUCACGCGCUCCGUGUCUGCAUUGGAAUGUGAUGGCAAAGAUGAUAUUAUUGAGCCCUUGCGCAAACGUAUCAAGUAUGAAGUUACAGAUUCACCAACAAAAAUGAUGCCUGCUUCUACCAGUUCUUUGAGUGUUAGAAUAUGCAGUUUUUUCUUCAGUAUGCUGUGCUUCAUAGCUGCACUGAUGGCUGUGCUCCUGUUGAUAAUAUUCCUUCUGUCGUUCAGCUUUCUAUGGAUGCAAUCACGUUGCGAGUUUUUACACCAUUUAAAAUAUGACUUGGAAGCUAUAAGACAUUCUUAUGAUGAUGCAAUCAUCAGUCAGCCUCUUGCUAUUAAUGAAAUUAUGUCUAUUUUGAGUAGUUUCCAUUCAGAGGCUUUUGAGGAGCCGCGCGUUGUGUGGUUUGUUGGCUGGACUGGUGUGGGUAAGUCGAAGUCAUUGCGCCUACUGGAGCAUCUCGUAAAAGUCCAAUCUUCGGUGCAUUAUUUAAUACCUACUUUGCUGCCAACUGGUGAUGAAGCACAGGAAAAAUUCAUAGCUCAGACGGUGUCGGAGUUAAAUUCAUGUCUUAGGAAUAUAGUGAUAGUUGAUGGCUGGGAUGAAAAGGAAGACGAGCGAGUUAUUAGCUUCGUUUCAGGGCUUCUAGCUCGAGUGAAGGAAGAAGCUAAAGAGAUGCCGUACCUGAACCAGCUUUUGGUUAUCAUCGCAGGUACGAGGGGUGGAAAUGUUCUUAACCGCGAGUAUUUAUCUCUCAGAACUACCGGUCAAAAGAGGAGUGAGAUAACCCUGCAGGUGCUGAGUGAAGUCUUGUCACAAACACAAGAAUAUAAAAAUAUUGAGACUCUUGGCUCGGCCACUGUCGUCCCUUACCUGCCACUAGAGGUGGAGCAUGUAACCGAGUGUGUGCGCCGAGAGUUAAUGUCUGCAGUCGAGAACAAUCCCUACAUUAUAACUAAUGAAGGAAAGGGGUUUCAUGAGGGGGCACACGAAUCUAUUGUGCGUGGUGUCUUGGAACAUCUUCCGUUUGUGCCAAGCAAAAAUCCUCUUCUAUCAUCAACUGGAUGCAAGAAAGUGUUUCCUUUGCUUAAACUUGUAUUAGGUGGAGUAUGAUUUAGAUAGCUGAAAUUUACUGUUGAAGAUGUCCACGAGUAUUUUAGCAUUUGACUUGUUCGUUUAUAGUUGCGAAACAUAAUUUUUGAGUGUGGCUGUUCUCAAACUGAUGUCUUAUCAUAACUACCUUAUGUAUGUUGUAAGUAUGAGAGAACAUUUAAGAAGCUGUGAUAUGUUGCAUACAUUGUAUAAUAUGUUGCAGCUGCUACUGUUGCCGCACCAGUAGCAGCUAGCUUGCUACUGUGCCUUUUCAUCAAACAAAGAACUGUUAUAUGUACUUUCAGGUAAGGAAAUAUUCAUUGGACGCAUCAAGUUUCCUUGUCGGCUAAAAAAGUUGCUAGUGCCUAUUUUAUUAUUUACGACCAUUGCUCAGAAUACGUGUGAUCGUCAGGUGUUAGCAUUAUUGAAUCGCCCUCACCCAAAUAAUGUCGACUUAAAUAUAUGUCGUUGUGCGAGUAGUUUAUAUAUCAUCAAAAUAACGAACCUCAAGAUUUUAUGUGCUGAAACGGGCCCUCGGCUGCACUGCAAGUCAAGAUUCUGGUCUUUAAAUCGAAUCUGUAAUAUAUGUUAGGAAAUCUCGUUUCGAUGCGCCAAUUAGUUAUAAGAGCUGAAAUUUAUCUAGCCAAGACUGAAUAUUAGUCACCAAAUUGAUGUACAUGAUGAAAAUUCAGUACUGAAAAAGUUAUAUUUAUCCAAUAGUUGAUUGUAUUGUGCAAUGCCUCUGCGACGUGG
This is a messenger RNA of Hyalella azteca, 2075 nucleotides long. RefSeq names its product torsin-1A-like. The record is from RefSeq and is a predicted model, not a curated record. Gene Ontology annotation, biological process: cellular response to misfolded protein. The transcript has a single exon. Gene Ontology annotation, molecular function: ATP hydrolysis activity; ATP binding. NCBI's taxonomy places the organism in Eukaryota, Metazoa, Arthropoda, Malacostraca, Amphipoda, Hyalellidae. Bases 96 to 1343 code for a protein of 415 amino acids.